AUGGUACGAGCACGGGGAGAGACCUACGAGAUACUUUUUAACCUGGAACGUAAAAAGCAAAGCAAAGCAAACAUCACCAAGAUACGGACAUCCGAAGGAGAAACAACAUGUCCCGAGGACAUCCUGGAAGAAGCUCGCAAAUUCUACCAGAACUUAUAUAGCCCGGAACAGACUGAUGCAGAAAUACAGAAGGAAUUUCUUAACAACUUGACAAAAUCGCUGGACCAUCACCAAUCGAGAAGCUGUGAGGGACCAGUCACCGAAGCAGAACUCUUAAAAGCAGUGAAAAAACUAAACCUGAACAAAACCCCAGGACCAGAUGGCUUAGCAA
Paramuricea clavata is the source of this 331-nucleotide messenger RNA. NCBI's taxonomy places the organism in Eukaryota, Metazoa, Cnidaria, Anthozoa, Malacalcyonacea, Plexauridae. The record is from the annotation of a GenBank genome assembly.